AACCGAUGCGACCGAUCGGAGACUGUCUUAGAGAACGAAACCAUCUCUUGCUUUACUGUCGGCGGAGAGAAAAGGCUUUGUUUGCCUCAAAUCCUGACCACAGUUUUGCGUGAAUUCAGUCUUCAGCAGAUCAACAAUGUGUGCGACGAGUUGCAGAUCUUCUGUUCGCGUUGUACUCACGACCAGUUGGAAGUGCUGAAGGAGACGGCAGUGAUCCCCGCGUCGGCGCCCAGUUGUGGGCUCAUAACCAAAACGGACGCCGAGAGACUGUGUGCGGCCCUCCUGUACGCUAACCCCCCGAAAGCGUUCAUCAGUGCUAACGCUGUUAUGAAACAAUUAUUUACAUUCAAAGUAUAUCACGAAUGCUUCGGGAAAUGCAUUGGUCUGUAUGUGCCGACCCUCUACUCCAACCCAUUCGCCACA
This is a messenger RNA of Medioppia subpectinata, 423 nucleotides long. NCBI's taxonomy places the organism in Eukaryota, Metazoa, Arthropoda, Arachnida, Sarcoptiformes, Oppiidae. The record is from the annotation of a GenBank genome assembly.